Molecule: messenger RNA, 1668 nt
Organism: Chaetomium fimeti
Lineage: Eukaryota; Fungi; Ascomycota; Sordariomycetes; Sordariales; Chaetomiaceae
Product: major facilitator superfamily domain-containing protein
Exons: 1
Coding region: 93-1598 (501 amino acids)
Biological process (GO): transmembrane transport
Molecular function (GO): transmembrane transporter activity
Source: RefSeq, a predicted model, not a curated record
GUCCAUUGUCUCAUCACACUCAUUGCGGACGCUGUCCAAACUCCAAAGCAUCUCGUGCACCGUUCCUGGGCUGCCACCUUACUGCCACCGCGAUGUCUUCGUCACCAGCACCGUUUUCUUGGUCGUCCUCAGAACCAUGUGACGGAACGUCGGAAGAGACCCCCCUUCUCCAUCCCAAGGGGUCCUCCCUCGGAAAACACACGAACCCUACACCUCGGGCUGAGGACGACCUCUGCUGCCCAGAGAAGCCCCUUCCAAAGGGGCAGAUCCUCUUGCUGUGCUUUGCACGCAUGAUGGAGCCGAUAGCCUUUUUUUCAAUAUUCCCCUUCAUCGCGCAGAUGGUUCAGAAGAACGGGCAGCUCCCCGAGUCCGAUGUCGGUUUUUACAGCGGCCUCAUCGAGUCGCUCUUUUCGGCCACGCAAAUGGUCGUGCUCAUAUUCUGGGGCCGCCUGGCAGACCAAAUCGGCCGGAAGCCCGUUCUUCUAUGUAGUCUCGUGGGGCUGGCGAUUGGGCCUGUCUUGUUCUGCUUGGCUACGACCAUCCCGGAGAUGAUCUUCUUCCGAUGCCUCGCCGGCAUGUUCUCCGGGUCGGACCUCAUCAUCCGGACCAUGAUUGCUGAAAACAGCACUCCCAAAACUCAAGCCAAGGCCUUUGGGUGGUUCUCUAUCGGGGGCAAUCUCGGCAUCUUCCUGGGGCCGGUUGUGGGUGGUGCGCUCGCCAGCCCUGCUACCCAAUACCCAGCUCUGUUUGGUGGCAUGGAAUUCUUUGAGCGGCACCCAUAUGCGCUUCCGGGCAUUGCUACUGGGGUUAUCAGCCUCACGGGGGCGCUCACCGUCGCUCUCUUUCUCAAAGAAACACUGCCCCAGGAGGAAGGUCGGCAGGAUAGCUCUCCUAGCCAACAGCAACCAGCACCGGUAAUGUCUGUCUCAGAGAUCGUCCAAGCGCCGGGCGUCAUGCUCGUCCUCUCUCUCUACGGGCACGUCAUGCUCCUUGCCUACGCCUUCACCGCCAUCCUCCCUAUCCUCCUCUACACCCCCGUAGACCUGGGUGGUCUCGGCUUCGGUCCUUCCCUGAUCUCCCUCAUCAUGGCCGCCGAAGCCGCUAGUCAAGCUCUCUGGCUCCUCCUGGCCUUCCCCCCACUUCACCGCCGUUACGGUGCAAAGGGCGUCCUUCGCGCGUGCGGAAUCGCUUACCCGCUGACCUUCGCCGGGUAUAUCCUCCUCAACCAGAUGCUCCGACGAGGUGAGGGCAACAGUGUGGUAAUGGCGUGGUUCUGGGUUGCCUGCGCGAUCGAGUCGCUCGUCGGACCGGGUGUAGCGAUGUCCUUUACAGCAGCCCAGCUCGCCCUCAAUGAAGCUACGCCCAGUCCCCAGGUCCUCAGCACUCUCAACGCUAUGGCUCUAACCGCUGCUAGCGCUGUGCGCGCAAUCGCACCUGGUGCAGUGUCGGCGGCGUACGCGGUUGGGGUGAGGAGUCGACUACUGGAUGGGCAAUUGAUCUGGAUAGGGCUAAUACCCCUUGCUUCUAUCUUGGGCGUGAUUGCUAAGUGGCUCCCGGAACGAAGGGGAGAAAACAGCGAGGAGGUUAAUGAUGCUUAAGAGGGAUCGCAGUGUGUUACAUUAUGUUAGUUUGUUCCUACUACACUUAGGAUAUGGUAAUAAAGUAAAC